UAGCUUUUCAUUACCACCACCAUCCUCAUCAUGUCUCUCUCAUUAUACCCCCGAAGUUAAAAAAAAAAGUAAUUAUCUUUAAAACACACAAAUAAAAAACAAAUUCACUGUGUAAACUAAAGAAGACGAAAGAGAAGAGAUCCAAAUCUCUCAUCUCAUCUUGUUAUCUAAAAAAAAUUCAGUUCACACCAAAAUAAAAUAAAAGAUAAAAAAACCCAAAAACAUCCAAAAAAAAAAAAAAACAAUGCUCUGCUAUGUCGGUAAAGCCACCAAGAUUUUCAUUUUCAUCGUUACCGUCGCCGUCGUCAUUGGCCUCGUCGUAGUCUUCGGUGUUCUCCGACGUCACUCUCACCAUUGCUCCGGUGACUAUUGCUCAUCCGAUCCUCCUCCUUCUUCUUCUUCCUCUUCACCUUCCUCCCCUUUUAUAACUCCAUUCCCAAACCCAAACCCGAACCCGACCACGCCUGUUCUCGGAUCUUCACCUCCCACUCCACCAGAUUCAUCAUCAACACCAAACCCAUCUACUCCAAUCUCCCCAAAUCCGCCUGCACCGAUCGUAACAAACCCGAAUCCACCUCCUCCGCCUGAUUCUGAUACAACCACCACCGCUCCUCCUCCACCAACAACGGAAACAGCAAUCCCACCACCGCCUCCAGCACCAGUAUCGGCAUCUCCGCCUUUAACUCCGCCGAGCGCCGUCGUCAACACUCCUGCUCCCGUGCAUGCUAAACUGGUCAACGACUAAAAAGACCAAACCUUUGUACAUUCCGACCAUUUUUUCCAGUUUCUUCAACUUUGAUUCGUUUGUUUCUUUUUUGAUUCUAAUUAGAUAUUUUUUUUAAAAUUUUUAUUCGCAUUUUCAUUAAUAUUUAUGUUAUACACUUCACUAUAUAGCAAGAGAUCUCGAUCGAAUGUUAUAAACAGAUUUUUUUUUUUGUGUUCUUGUUAAUUGCAAUGAUCUUAUAAGGGUGAGUGAGUUGUCUAUAUCUAUC
This is a messenger RNA of Camelina sativa (false flax), 992 nucleotides long. RefSeq lists its product as uncharacterized. The record is from RefSeq and is a predicted model, not a curated record. NCBI's taxonomy places the organism in Eukaryota, Viridiplantae, Streptophyta, Magnoliopsida, Brassicales, Brassicaceae.